AGAUGCUUCUGAUUACUACCAACCCAUAUGACUACCAUUUUGUCAGCCAGGGUGAGAUUACUGUUCCCAGCAUUGAUGAUCAGGAAGAAUUAAUGGCAACUGAUGAAGCCAUUGACAUCCUGGGCUUCACUGCUGAGGAAAAGACAGCCAUUUACAAGCUGACAGGAGCCGUCAUGCACUAUGGGAACAUGAAGUUCAAGCAGAAGCAGCGAGAGGAGCAGGCUGAACCAGAUGGCACAGAAGUUGCUGAUAAGGCUGCUUACCUCAUGAAUCUCAACUCAGCAGAUCUGUUGAAAGCUCUGUGCUAUCCCCGGGUCAAGGUCGGCAAUGAAUAUGUCACCAAAGGCCAAACUGUCCAGCAGGUCUACAAUAAUGUUGGUGCUCUGGGUAAGGCCGUUUAUGAGAAGAUGUUCUUAUGGAUGGUCAUUCGCAUCAACCAACAAUUGGAUACCAAACAAUCCAGACAGUAUUUCAUUGGCGUGCUGGACAUUGCCGGCUUUGAGAUCUUUGAUUACAACAGCUUGGAACAGCUCUGCAUCAACUUCACCAAUGAGAAACUGCAACAGUUUUUCAACCAUCACAUGUUUGUCCUAGAGCAAGAAGAGUACAAGAAAGAAGGAAUUGAAUGGGAGUUCAUUGACUUUGGAAUGGACCUGGCUGCCUGCAUUGAACUCAUUGAGAAGCCCAUGGGCAUUUUCUCCAUCCUGGAAGAAGAGUGCAUGUUUCCUAAGGCAACAGACAUGUCCUUCAAGAACAAACUUUAUGACCAGCAUCUUGGCAAAUCAAACAACUUCCAAAAACCCAAGCCUGUCAAAGGCAAGCCGGAGGCCCACUUUGCCUUGGUGCACUAUGCUGGCACUGUGGAUUAUAAUAUCACUGGUUGGUUGGAGAAAAACAAGGAUCCCUUGAAUGACACCGUAGUGGGGCUCUACCAAAAAUCCUCAAUGAAGACUUUAGCUUUGUUGUUUGCUGACCGCCCUGCAGAAGAGGGCACUACCAAGAAGGCUGCCAAGAAGAAGGGUUCUUCUUUCCAGACUGUGUCUGCACUGUUCAGGGAGAACUUAAACAAACUGAUGAGCAAUCUGAGAAGUACUCACCCACACUUUGUGCGUUGCAUUAUUCCCAAUGAAACAAAAACACCUGGUGCUAUGGAUCAUGAGCUUGUGCUGCAUCAGCUGAGGUGCAAUGGUGUGCUGGAAGGCAUCCGCAUUUGCAGAAAGGGAUUUCCCAGUAGGAUCGUUUAUGCUGAUUUCAAACAGAG
This is a messenger RNA of Notechis scutatus (mainland tiger snake), 1261 nucleotides long. The record is from RefSeq and is a predicted model, not a curated record. NCBI's taxonomy places the organism in Eukaryota, Metazoa, Chordata, Lepidosauria, Squamata, Elapidae.